CAUGAAAUCUCUCAUUUCCUGUUCACCUUGAUUGUCUCACACUACGAGGGUUUCUUGUUCUCCAAAGUACCUUUCAAUAAAAAGCAUGGCUAAAAUUGAACAAUCGCGUCAGCAUGAGCUCGACGAAGAGAUCCAGAAGCCAUCAGACACCUCAGCACCAGGCGGAGAAGACUACCCCAAACAAGAAUCUGACAGCGAUACUUUUCUCAUAUGCUUUGGUCCUGAUGAUCGAGAAGAUCCCAAAAAUUGGUCCAAGGGACGCAAACGGGGUAUGACAUUAGCCAUGUCUGCCACGGGAUUCAAUCGAAUUAUGAUCUCAACGGUAAUUCUAUUAAUUCAUCUCAAGGGAUACCCAACGUAUUUACUGAUCUUGUUUUACAGAUGAUGGCGCCUGCAAUCACCACCAUUGCAAAAGACUUGAGAAUGACCACAACGGAAUCCACAAUGGCACUUUCUGUUUACGUUCUGGCUUCUGCUUUCGGUCCACUCGUCAUCGGGCCAUUGUCAGAAAUGUACGGACGAAAGAGAAUCGUGCAUAUCACCAACAUCUGGUUCUUGGUCUGGAACCUGAUCUGUGGUUUUGCGAAUUCCAAAGGACUUCUACUUGCCUCGCGGCUCUUUGCUGGCUUUGGUGCCAGCGCAGUCUACUCGGUCGCCUAUUGUGUCCUCGGUGAUAUAUGGAGACCAGAGGAGCGAGGACGAUCUCUCAGUACAUAUCUACUUAUCCCCCUUCUUGGUGCCGCCAUUGGUCCGAUCAUGGGUGGGUUUAUUGUCGACUAUUCGAAUUGGCGAUGGAAGUUUUGGGCCACGACGAUUUUUCAGGGGUUCGCGGAGAUAUGCUCGCUUCCGAUCACUCAUGAGACCUACGCGCCGAUACUUCUGCGUCGACGAGCAGUUCAACAGCGACAAUAAACCGGUGAUACACGCUACCAUACCCAAGACGAGGCCUACGAAUCCGGCUGCUCAUCCUUCUAGAAACUACACAACGGCCUCUCUCGUCCUUUGAGACUCUUGGCCUUUCAUCCUAUCAUCCAGAUACAGGCAAUUCUCGGUGGUAUCGGCUAUGGUCUCUUGUACUUUGCCCUCUCCAGUUUCUCAAACCUCUUUGUGUCCGCAUAUAACCAGUCUAUUUCCAUCUCUGGCUUGCAUUACAUCGCUCUCUGUGCUGGCGAACUUGUCGGCUCCCAGAUCUGCGGACCUCUCAUGGACUACGUUUAUGCAGCUAUCAAAGCACGAGCAAGAGAACUGUCUCCCGAGCUACGAAUUCCAUUACUAUUACCAACACUGGUCUUCACGCCCAUUCGUCUCUUCCUCUACGGUUGGUCGGCCGAGUACCAUCUUACUUGGGUACUUGUAGAUAUAGGUACCCUGUUGUUCGCCUUGGGAAUGCAAGUUUUUGAUAUCACACUUCGCGCCUACGUUAUGGAUGCAUAUCCAGACCAUGUUAGCUCUGCUUCCGCGGCGGCGCAGUUAUUCCGAAGUUUGUCGGCGUUUGCCUUUCCAUUGUUUUCUGAUCAUAUGUACAAGGUUCUGGGGUAUGGAUGGGGGAACAGUUUAUUGGCUUUCAUGUAUUUUGGGGUCGCUUUACCAUCGACGUGCAUUCUUUGGCGGUAUGGUGCACGUUUGAGGGAGAAAAAUACGGCUAGCUACUAG
This is a messenger RNA of Hymenoscyphus albidus, 1653 nucleotides long. The record is from the annotation of a GenBank genome assembly. NCBI's taxonomy places the organism in Eukaryota, Fungi, Ascomycota, Leotiomycetes, Helotiales, Helotiaceae.